Molecule: messenger RNA, 1926 nt
Organism: Linderina pennispora
Lineage: Eukaryota; Fungi; Kickxellomycota; Kickxellomycetes; Kickxellales; Kickxellaceae
Exons: 1
Coding region: 430-1821 (463 amino acids)
Molecular function (GO): protein binding
Source: RefSeq, a predicted model, not a curated record
CCCCACACCCGGCAGCGGCAUGACCCCCACAAGCGCUGGAGAAAUGGCCGACGACGAGCAGGAAGGGAUCCGGGCGCGCAAGGUGCUGGACGAGAAGGUCGACCCCAUUUCGGACAUGUCUGACAACGAAUCGGAAGCCGUGUCCAAGAAAAAGAAGAAGGGCAAGGGCAAAGGCAAGGGCAAGGGUCGCAAGUAGCUAUGUAACAUCCAGCAGAAUGUGGGCCAUGCGGGCCCGUUAUUUUCAAUUGCAAUAAAUCUGUACCCUCUUCCCAUCCGCCUGCCGAGCUGUUUGGUCAGGGUUAGGUAAGGUAGGCAGGAGUUACGAGAUGCUAGCGCCGAGAUGGCCAAGGGCAAGCUGAUAUAACACGAGCCGAACAAGGCUCAUGUUUGUCGUCAUUGCUGAUAUCCAAUUUUCCUACUGUUUUUAGCAUGUUGACGUGGCAGCAAGAGCUAGACUCCAGCGUUUUAACCAGCACGUCUGUAGACAGCCUGUGCGGGAUCAGGCUGCGUCCGCCUGGCUCGUUCUCGUUCGAGCUGCACGAUGUGAGCUCGGUUGCGCUUGGGCUCUACUGCAUGAGCCGGUCGGCCGUGCCCCACCCUACACAAUCGCUAUAUCAGCUCCCUGAGGCAUCACGGUCCACCGAAUGCUUGGCUACCAUUGCCGAGGAAGUAGAAGACGAAGAGUCCGACGCCACUGAUGACACUGAGGACCGCUACAAAUCGCUCAACGCGUGCUUUCUCCAGACAUUCAAGGACGCUACAGACUACGCACAUGUCGAAUGUGACGAGCAAGAGGAUGAGCAGGUGGACGAAGCCGACGAGACCGACGAUGCAGCCACAUCAACAGCAGAUGACAGUGACAGCUGCUAUGAUGACGGAAACAGCCAGAAGGCCGCGGACGCCAAGAUAACCGAACGGUCCAGGAGUGAGAUGCACACCAUGGACAUCUGCUGCGACAUUUUGCGCAACCGCAUGGACUACGUCGGCGAGAAGGCCGACUGCAGGUACUGGCCACUGGUCCAGCGCCUGAUUUCGCAUGCAGAAGACACAUGUACCCCGACGCGACGUUCGCUGGCAUCAAUACUGCCAAAGUUCUUCUACAGCAAGUCGUCUGACAGCCCGGCCGACAUCGCCACGUUCUGGGUCAAGCGGCUGGCCACGCAGCAGGACUACCCGCCAGCGCUGUACACGAUCGGAUGCUGGUACGCCGACGGCUGGCUACGUAUCAAGCCGAAUGUGAAGCUGGCAACCCAGUACCUAUGCCGGGCAGCGACCCUCGAGCACCCACCAGCAACGCUCAAGCUAGCCUCAGUGUUUGAGAGCCAGGACGAGAUAAUCAAGUCGCGGCUCUUUUACAUGCGCGCUGCGCAGCUGCUGGAUCCAGUGGCCAUGAUCCGCCUGGCCGUGGCCUACCUGCAGGGCGAGCUUGGCGUGGUUCCAAACAGCCGCAUGGCGAUAAAGUACCUGAAGGAGGCCACAGACCACGCAACCGAGGACUGCCCCUACGGAGCCUACCUGCUGGCCCGCGUACAUCUCGGAGAGUCCCUGAGCAAUCUGCCCCUGGACAGAUAUGUGCCCUACUGUCCGCAUUCGGCACGGAAGCUAUUGCGCAAGGCUGCCAGCCUUGGCUGUGGGCCAGCCAUGCGGCGUCUGUCUGGGCUGUACGGGACCGGCGAGCACGAGACCAAGGUCGAUUACUCCAAGGCACUGGAGCUGUUCAGCGAUGCCAGACAGAAACCGGUUCCGCAAUGCUGCUGCAACGCCACUCUUUGUGCGAUCCAGCGUGCGGCUGACGAUCUGGAGAGGGGUUUGUAUAGAUGAAGAAUUUUUUGUUUUGUUUUUCUGUGAUUCGACAAAAAUGGAUCAUGUCCAUUUCUGGACACCUACAACACGACAUAUAAUCUGAGCCGAAUAGUUGGUAUACCA